This is a messenger RNA of Salarias fasciatus (jewelled blenny), 2060 nucleotides long. Its product is annotated as cAMP-regulated D2 protein. Lineage: Eukaryota; Metazoa; Chordata; Actinopteri; Blenniiformes; Blenniidae. Gene Ontology annotation, molecular function: cholinesterase activity. The coding region runs from base 1 to 1821 and encodes 606 amino acids. The record is from RefSeq and is a predicted model, not a curated record. The transcript is spliced from 8 exons.
AUGGAGGGCUGGCAGGGAGUGCUGCUGCUCUGUGCGCUAACUUUCAGGCUUUCCUCCGGAGAGGCGACAAGAAACGACGACGGCCUCGACCUGGUCGGCUUCCUGAGGAACGUCUUCCAGGGGCUGCUGGUCAGAGACCGGCCAGACUUCCAGAUGAACUCUCCCAGGGAGCUGAGGGGCCACGAGGGGCCCGCAGUCACUGUGCCGACCAAGGACGAAGCGGUCCGCCGGGACGCCGGAGGGACCCCCGGACCGGAGGUGCUGACCAAAGACGGGCGGGUCAGGGGGGUUCGGGUGGAGAAGGCCCACGUCUUCUACGGCGUUCGCUACGCAGACCCUCCCGUCGGGGCCUAUCGCUGGAAACCCCCCAGGCCCGUGAGUCCGUGGCCCGGAGUGUACGACGCCUCGUUCCCCCGGGCGGCGUGCAUGCAGGUCUGCAGCGGCCCGGUCGCAGAGUGCCCCCGCGCCGUCAGCGAGGACUGCCUCUACCUCAACAUCUUCGUCCCUCUGGACGUGAACUUUGACCCCCCCGUGCGCACCCUGCUGCCGGUGAUGGUGUGGAUCCACGGCGGGGAUUUCAUCGCCGGCUCCGCCUCCAAGCCGCUGUACGACGGACGCUUCAUCAGCAACUUCACCAACACGGUGGUGGUGAGCCUGGAGUACCGGCUGGGCGCCUUCGGCUUCCUGCUGUCGGGUAAAGACCCCCACGCCUCGGCGCUGGGCAACUACGGGCUGCAGGACCAGCAGGCGGCUCUGCUGUGGGUCCAGCAGAACAUCGCCGCGUUCGGCGGCGACCCCAGCAAGGUGACGAUAUUUGGCGAGAGCGCCGGGGCCCAGUCGGUGAGCCUCCACCUGAUGAUCCAGAGCAGUAAGCCGCUGUUCCAGCAGGCCGUCCUGCAGAGCCUCCCCUUCUCCAUCCCUCUGAAGACCAGACACGACGCCCUGCGGCUGGGGAAGGAGUUCGCCAAGCAGACCAACUGCUCGGUGAGCGACGUGGUCUGCCUGCUGUCUCUGGCUCCGCAGGCCGUCCUGGACGCCCAGAUGAAAACAAGCUCCAGGCUCGUGAACCCCUUCCGCUUCCUGGAGGUGUUUGAGACCUGGGGUCCGUACAUUGACGGGGAUCUGAUCAAAGAGCAGGCCGUCACCGCCUUCCUGAAGGGCCACUGGCAGAAGGAGAAGCUCGUCCUGCUGGGUACCACGUCAGAGGAAGGGGUGCUCUUUGUUUACGGGGUCUUCAAGAAGCCGGUGUCGGCGGUGGAGUCCACGGUGUACAUCACGGCCAUCUUCAAGCAGCACGCCCUGCGGAUCCUGCACAAGUACCUGCCGCUGUACCGGGACGCCGACCGCAGGGGCAUGCUGGCUCAGAUCGUCACAGACUACAUCUUCCUGUGUCCGUCCCGGAGGGCGGCGCGAGCCGGCACGGCGGCGGGCAGCGGGGUGUGGAUGUACGUGUUCGACCACGUGCCGGCGGACCGCCGCGUCUGGUCGGGCCUCACCUUCUGCUACCAGCACGCCUGCCACGGCGCCGAGCUGCCCUUCCUCUUCAACUCCGCCUCGGUGGCCAACUUCACCUUCUCGCCGCCGGAGAAGCUGCUGUCCAAUCGGAUGCUGUGCUACUGGGGCGCCUUCGCCCACGCCGGGAACCCGUCCUCCAGGGCGCAGCAGACGGCGUUCUGCCGGGAGCAGCGCCUGCCGCCGUGGCCGCGCUACGCCGACACCAGCGGCUGGCUGCUCAUGAACCUGACCGUGCAUUCCCACGCUCAGGCGGGAACCAGGAACCAGAUCUGUGACUUCUGGGACAAACUGGGCAUCUACGGGUAGCUCGGUCUGAAGAAACCCGGCAUCGAUCGAUCAUCUCCCAGUGAAGAAGUGCUAAUCACCCAGUCAGCUAGUAAACAGGCUGAAUCAAGGAAAUACUGAGCAGAUAAUCUGGAUUUAUGAAACAUAAACAUGCUAACAAGCAGAAUUAUAGCCGCAGUAAGCAAAAAUAACAUGACUGAAUUAUCAAUACAUUGAUGAGGCGACCAUAAACUCUGCGGACUAGAAGGAAUCGGAGUUGU